Molecule: messenger RNA, 2716 nt
Organism: Vicugna pacos (alpaca)
Lineage: Eukaryota; Metazoa; Chordata; Mammalia; Artiodactyla; Camelidae
Gene: BBOF1
Product: basal body orientation factor 1
Source: RefSeq, a predicted model, not a curated record
CAGUGGCGUUGGGGCUACGUCACCGGCGCGUGCGCUCUCUGCGCGCAGAGGACGGCCCGAGCGGAACGUUACCCGCGCGGCGUCCUGGUGUCCUUGGAGACGGAACCCGGUCCCGGCUGCUGCGAGAGGCCACGACGACAGCGGGGGCCCUGAAAAAGCCAAGAUGCCGUCGAAGGAAAAGGACAAAAAGAAAGGCAAGAGCAAAGACAAAGGCAAAGAUAAAGACAAGAAGAAGAAGAAGCCAGUAAAAGUUGAGGAAUCUGCCGUGGACAGAGCCAAGGCCAAUGCGGCCCUUUGGGAGGCCAGGCUGGAAGUCACAGAACUCUCUAGGAUUGAGUAUCGUGAUACUUCCCGGAGACUGGCAAAAAGUAACGAGAACUUAAAGAAACAGCAGUAUAGAAUGGAGAGAGACACAAUGUCUGUAUUAAGCUACCUGAAGAAGCAGGAUCAGGAGAAAGAUAAUCUGAUUGAAAAAUUGAAACAGCAAUUGAAUGAAACAAAGGAAAAAGCCCAAGAGGAGAAGGAAAAAUUGGAACAAAAAUAUACUGUGCAAAUAAAUGAGCUGGAGGGACAGUUCCAUCAAAAAGCCAAAGAAAUUGGAAUGAUUCAGACAGAGCUCAAAACAAUAAAACAAUUCCAGAAGAGAAAAAUCCAAGUGGAGAAAGAAUUAGAUGAUCUGAAGGAGGAUUUAAGGAACACAGAGCAGAAACAUCAGGAGACUCUUAGAAGAUUGGAAGGCAAAUUUUUUGAAGAAAAGCACCGUCUAGAACAAGAGGCUGAAAAGAAGAUAAUAAUGCUGGCAGAUAGAGCCCACCAUGAAGCUGUUGUGCAAUUGAACAAUGCUGGAAGAACUGUUUUUAAAGAAAAUGUUUAUCUCCAGAAAGCUCUUGCAUACCACCUGAAGGAAGCUGAUGCUCUACAGAAAAACUCCCAGAAGUUGCAAGAGACUCAGACUUUCCUUUUACAGCAAAAGGAGAUCAAUGAUCUGUUGGUUAAGGAAAAGAUAAUGCAACUUACCCAGCAGAGAUCACAAAUCCAAACUCUCCAGAAGAAGGUGGUGAACUUGGAGAAUGCCCUGAGUUGUAUGACCAAAGAGUUUGAGACUGAAGUUUUAAAACUGCAGCAGCAGUCAAUGAUACAGAACCAAGCGGGUCAGGUUGAAAUUUUCAAGCUGCAGCAACUUCUUCAGAUGAAGAACAGGGAAAUGAAUCGAGUGAAGAAGCUGGCCAAGAACAUACUAGACGAGAGAACAGAAGUGGAAAGAUUCUUUUUAGAUGCUCUACAUCAAGUAAAGCAACAGAUCCUAUUUAGCAGGAAGCAUUAUAAACAGGUAGCACAAGCUGCUUUCAACUUUAAAAUGAGAGAGGCAUGUGCAGGAAGAACAGAAUACCCCAAAAUCCGAACAUUUGAUGGCAGAGAGCACAGCACCAAUAGUGUGAACCAGGAUCUUAUGGAGGCCAAUAAAUGGACAGAUUUUCAAGGAAAUGUGGAUAUUGGAGAUUUGACCUGGGAGCAGAAGGAGAAAGUCUUGAGGUUGCUGUUUGCAAAAAUGAAUGGCUUUGUUCCUAGGAAAUACAGCCAGAGUUCUAGACCUCCAGUUCCAGACUAUGUUGUUCCUGAUGAUGGAAAAACACAGGAGUCUGGGGAUGAAAGUAAGCUUCAAGAUCAAACUUUCAUCACCCAGCAAGUGCCAAUCUUUGACUCCUCUGGUGAACUGGUGUUACCCAGUAUUCAGGAAGGAUCACAAGAGUCUGACAUAGGGACCUACUGACAAGCACUGCUGAACAACAUGUGACCUCACAGAAGCUGCUGGCAGACUCUUCCUUGCAGAAUCCUUGUUCCUGUAUGUUCAAGAAGGUCUCUUAGAGGAGAAGAUAUUUUUUUUAAACUUGAAGUUACCUGUUUGCCAUAGAAAUUGGUGUCUCCCCUGAAGGAAGAUCGAGAGCCGGUGAAUGAGAACAUUGGCAAAGGCACUGGAAUGGGGACAUUCACCCCUACCUAGAGCAGAACAGAUCCACAUCAAAUACUAAGAAAAAGACUCAAAUGAAGGAGCUCUCCAUUUAGAAGCACAAAUGCUUGGCAUCAGAGAGACCAAUCUUGUUUUUUUUUCCUUCUACUUUCUUAAAGCCUUUACUUUUGAGACAUGACAGGAAAAUGUCUUACAGGAACACAUGGAAAAGUAGUACAUGAUCACAGUUGAAAGUGAAGACAAGAGAGACCAAUCUUAACUACCCACCUUCCACCCCAUCCUCCAUCACAUGAACUUUUAUUCCUAAGGAAGAAAUGGGGCAUUGAGGGAGAUGACAGGGGCAGUGACUGAUCACUAUUUACCUUUUCCCCUUACACAGGAAACAGUAAAUGGCUACAAGAAUCUCCUAGAAAUUCUGUUCACAGACCUGUCCGACAUCCACCAGGUGGGAAUAUUUCCGAGCAGUGGCUCCAUUGGUGGUGAAGAUGGCAGUUCCAUUUCCAUAUGGGUUGUUGUUCACAAUCUUGAUGGCUUCAUCCAAAGUGCCUGUUUCCAGAACCACAAGAACUGGGCCAAAAAUCUCCUCUUUGUAACAGGUCAUAUUUGGCUGCCAGGAAUGAUGCAUUCAAAAAAGAAGUCAGUAUUUUACGCCUAUUUGGUACUUUAUUAUCCACUGCUUACAUGAACAGCUUUAAUGUUAGUAAUCUCUUUUCAUUUUAAACCACGUAUUAAAAAAAGUCAUUUCUU